Molecule: messenger RNA, 1623 nt
Organism: Pistacia vera
Lineage: Eukaryota; Viridiplantae; Streptophyta; Magnoliopsida; Sapindales; Anacardiaceae
Exons: 2
Coding region: 153-1583 (476 amino acids)
Source: RefSeq, a predicted model, not a curated record
UCUUCUCCUCAGUUUCUUCUUCUCAAACCUUAUUAUGCUUAUCAUCAUUCUUUAACUUCUUCCCCAGAAUCGGAAUCUGAACAACAUCUCUUCAUGGUUUCAUUUUCACUCCUAAAUCAAAGUCCAAGACCGGCAAUAACGAGAACUGGGGCAUGGGUUUGUUUCUCGUCUUCUUCCCCGAAGAUCAUCACGACAACAACAACAAUAAAAAUGAUUCCUUUCUUUACAAAAAAAAUAAUCUUUUAUCUUCUUCUUCGUCUUCGAUUAGAAGAACAAACUCUAGUGUCUUGUUUACCAAAGCUCAAUCGACGAUUUCCAUUUGUGCUCUCUUUGUUUUUCUCACUCUUCUUCUCUUCACACUCUCCACUUUCGAGCCCUCUGUGAACACUCCCAAUUCUAUUACAACUCCACGGAGAUUUUUAUCUCAAAAAUCUUCUUCCUCAAACACAUUUUCUUCUUUCUUGAAAAUGCCCGGUUAUUUUCAUAACGAUAAGCUCAAAAAUGAAGCGACGUCGAUUGCUUUACAAGGGAUGGGUACUUUGUACAGGCGUGGGACUAGAGCCGUGAGUGAUCUUGUUGUUGCUCAUGUGAUUGAAGAUGUUAAAGAAGAUGAAUUUCGUUUGUUUCUCAGACUUUUGCAUCGCUCUGGCCUCACUGCGAGAGCUGAUGUUGCUUUUCUCUUUCGUUCUUCGUCUUUGUUGUUAAAGUUUAGUCCUGUAAUGCGUGAAGAGAACGAAUCGUUCUUGAAACUCAUUCAACAUUACAAGGAAUCGAAUGCCACGAGUACUAAGUACUCGGCGCUGAGUUUUGAUAUAACUCAGUUUGUGAAAGCGGCGAAGAAAGAAAUGGGGGAGCCUCUGUGGGGUAAGAAAAUUCGAGGGAAUUUUUCUAACUCGGUGGAAGAUAGUGAUCAAGGUGAGUCAACUCGGCUCAAUUAUGGAUCCAUGGUUGGUUUUGAAGUAAGCGAGUUAGACCCCGAGAACUCACUCGCUGGGUUUCUAGAUCACGUUCCAAUGAGUUUGAGAAGAUGGGCUUGUUACCCAAUGCUACUCGGCCGAGUCAGGCGAAAUUUUAAGCAUAUUGCUUUAAUUGAUGUGAAAAACAUGGCCGUUGUCGGUGACCCACUCAGCCGAGUCAGGAAUCGGAGUCCCGAGUCAGUUCAUGUCACAAUGAAGCAAGAUACUAAGCACAGCAAACGAAAUUCGGACAAGACUCAGUCUCAACACCAGGCUAACUCGGCAAUAAUAAUGGGUGGGACUCGGGGAGUACGGAGACUUUCAAUUGCGAUGUUAACCGAAUUAGUGAGAGCCGCCAUGCAACACAAGAAGAAGAACUCAGUGACCGAGUCAGGAAUACUAAGUCAACUUGUGGGAAAUGAGUACAUACUAAAGAACAUCGAUUUGGUUACCUCAACUGAGUCAAUCCCAGACACGAGUUCACUCAGGGGGUCAAGUUCAAAGUCAAGUUUGGUGAGUUUUGGAUUAAUGCAACGUGGUAAUAGUAAUCAUGAUGUUGUUGAUUCUAUAAUUAUGAAGCAAAUAUGUAAUAGUGAAGGAGAUUUUUCUGUUUAUAAAAAUUGUUAGAAUACAAUUGAAAGAGAAAUAGAUAGAAUUUUUAUUUAUU